This is a messenger RNA of Diceros bicornis minor, 962 nucleotides long. Its product is annotated as centrosomal protein kizuna-like. The record is from RefSeq and is a predicted model, not a curated record. The transcript has 5 exons. Gene Ontology annotation, biological process: spindle organization. The coding region runs from base 1 to 744 and encodes 247 amino acids. NCBI's taxonomy places the organism in Eukaryota, Metazoa, Chordata, Mammalia, Perissodactyla, Rhinocerotidae. Gene Ontology annotation, cellular component: centrosome.
AUGUUCAUUCUCCUGAUAGACGUGCCAGUUGCAAUGCAGGCAGGGAUUAACUUGGGGACAGCUGUGUCAAGAGGAUUGUAUCAACCAGCAACAAUCUUUAUGGGCCGCCAGAUGUCAGCCAUCUCAAGCGCUGGAGAUGUUAGUACAGAGCAGAAAUCUCCCCAACCCACGAAGAACUUCAGAACAAUUCUUGACCCACGUUCACAGCAACAGACAGCCCAGAGCAGUGAUGUGACAGACAGCUAUGUAGUCUGCACUAAUAGUGGCACACAGUGCUUAAAUAAGUCUGACAAAAUAGAUGGAAGGACAUCUCUUCAGAUUGGUGAGAAAACGCCAGUCACAGCCAGCCCAUUGUCUGAGGAGGAACAGACUCAUUGCUUGGAGAUAGGAAGCAACUCACGUCACGGCAAGAGUAAUUUAUCUGAAAGCAAAAAGUCUGCUGAACUCCAUUCCCUGUUACGGGGAAGAUUACGUCCAGGAAGCAGAACCACUGAUUUAAAGUGUGACAGUUCCAGCAGAUCAGGGGCAUCAGAGGGAGAAAUACUGACACGGGAACAUAUUGAAGUCAAGGAAGACAGUGCCAGACUACCAGUCGCUCCGAUAUCAGUCUCAGAAUACUGUGCAUCUGAAAAUCAUCCUCCUCACGGGGACCCCGAGGCACAGAAGCCCUUCAGGAAAAUGCAGCAACAGCAGGAAGAGGAAAGUCUGAGCAGCAGCAGUGACCUCACAGUUGCCGCUCUAUAAUCACAGUGACAUUCUGAAAGAAGACCUUGAAGCCUGUGGAACAGCUGUCCUUCACCAGCCUCCGAGACUCUUACCUGGAGGUGGCAGCCAUGAAAAGCAAGUCAGAUCUGAACAAGCGUCAGCCUCAGGCUUGUUGAGGGCACAGUUGGGUCAGCACAUGGCCACCUUGAAAGAACGUGAUAAUUCUAUCACAGAAGAGGUAGCUAAGAAGUCUGAAG